GGAUAACUUUAAACAUGGAGUGUUACUUCUCUGGGAAGGUGGUCAGUUGAACUCGUAGUGUUAGGUUGUUUAUAGGGUUACUCGGUUUAACAGUUGCGCUUUUGUACAGUAUUUAUUUAUUGUUAUUUAUUUCAACGACAAUUAUUCUUUAAGUUGUUAUUGAUAUUUUUUAUUGUGAGUUCAUUGUAUGUGUUAAGAUGACCCAAGAAGCAUAUAGGCCUUUGAAGGUUGAAAUGAGAAACCUCAACAUAUCAGAUCAGUCCAAAGAAAAGAUUUUGGAGACAUUGAAGUAUUUGCAUGGAGAGGAUUUUAUACACAAGAACAAAUCAUCUUACCGAGACAAAGGUUUUAGAUUAGAUCGACAAUAUUGGAUUGAUAGGGGAGAAUUAAUAGUGCAAGGCACAGUCAACUAUUCCAAGAAUAGAGAAUCUUCUGCCAACCCUCAGGAUCGGAUAAAUCAAUUUGCACAGUCAAGGCUCGAAAAAUAUGGUUUUCAUCCGCAUCAUUGCCGUGAGGCUCUAGGCAUUACCUCUGGUGAUGUAGGAAACGCUUAUGAGCUCCUCUUGUGCCGCUACUUUAAUAUUCCUCUGCCUGACCCCAAGGAUGUUCCUGUAAACAUAUUAGAGGAACGGACUCAAGAACUAGACUCCUUAAGGUCAAUAUAUGAUUCAGGCUGUGAAGAAAUAAUUGCCAAUCAAAUUUGGCACAUCCACUUAGAAUUACCUUAUCUUGCUGAAUUAUUUGAAGAAAAGAAACCAUCAAAAGUAGAUCGAAGGGGAAAAAAAAAUGAAAAAGACAUAUGUAGGUUUUAUUUUAAAGGAACUUGUCGUUAUGGUGAUAAAUGUCGUUUUUCUCAUAACCCACCUCCUAAGGAUAAGAAACUAAGUGUUGUCAAUGAAAAUAAAAAUAAAUUUGUCCUGGAAGUCAGAUUUCCAUAUGGCUGUCAUUAUCCAUUGGAGCCACCACUUGUCUCUCUUACAGCAAAAUCAAGUGAAUUUCCAACAUCUUCUUGUUUAAGAGUCACCAAAUUGCUACUAGACGAAGCUAGUAGAUAUUCAGAACUCCAACAGCCUUGUGUGUUUUCGCUUAUUGAUCUUCUGACAAAUGGGCAAGAGGAAAUUAUUAAUUCAUUAAACGAAAGAUCACACUUGUUUUAUGAGCCAUGGAAAUUGCUUUUACCAAAUAAUGAUUCUGAAUCAGUCCCUGAAAAUGGUCUUGAAGAAUAUGAUGAUGAUGACCAUCUCUACACAACAGCUACAGACAAGAAAUUAACGCGUGAUGCUGUUUUGGUGGAUAGAAUUGAUGCAGAAUUGUGCUCGAAAUUCAUUGAAAAAACUAAAAAUCCCAAAUAUCUGUCCAUGUUAACCUUCAGGAGGUCUCUUCCUGCCUUCAAUAAAAUGACUGAAAUAAUUGAGGCAGUUCGAAACAAUCAGGUUGUUAUAAUAAGUGGUGAAACAGGUUGCGGAAAAUCAACUCAAGUCCCACAGUUUCUCCUUGAUGAUUGGCUGAUCAACAGAAAGGAUGGAGAACAUUUUGAAAUAAUAUGCACUCAGCCAAGGAAAAUUUCAGCUAUUGGUGUUUCUGAAAGAGUAUCAGCCGAAAGAGCGGAAAGAAUUGGGGAUACUGUAGGAUAUCAAAUUCGAUUGGAGUCAAAAAUGUCUCAAUAUACUAGGCUGUUAUUUUGUACCACAGGUAUUCUUCUUAGAAGAUUAGAAAGAGAACCAUUAAUAGAUUCAAUUACUCAUGUUAUCAUAGAUGAAGUCCAUGAAAGGAGCGAGGAAAGUGAUUUCUUAUUGUUUAUUCUAAAAGAUAUACUACAUCAGCGACCUUCCCUUAAAAUCGUAUUGAUGAGUGCUACUCUUAAUGCACAGCUGUUUUCAUCUUAUUUUGGUGGAGUCCCUAUUAUAGAAAUUCCAGGACGUACAUAUCCAGUAGAACAAUUUUGGCUAGAAGAUAUAAUCAAUAUGACUGACUUUAGGUUAGAAGAAUUCUCACAAUUAACUCGGAAAAUCGGUAAGCAAAGUAGUCGUGAUAUUGAUUCUCUUGAUGCAGAAUGUGAAUUAGCCGAAGUACAGAGAAGAAGUUUCUUAGUGCCCGAAGAAUCAAAUAGAGAUGAAUACUUACCAGUUUGCCAAUUUUAUUAUAGAUAUCGAGCUUUCCCCCGACCGGUUAUCAAAACCUUAUAUUUAAUGGACUUGGACAGAUUAAACAACGAUUUAAUUGAGUCUGCUCUAUUGUGGGUCAUAGAAGGAAAUCAUCAGUAUCCACAGGAAGGAUCAAUCCUCAUAUUUCUUCCGGGUAUUGCCGAAAUUUUAAGUCUCCGUGAAUGUUUAUUGGCUCAUCCUCUUUUCCAUCCUAGAAAUAGCAAGUUUCUUAUAUUACCAUUACAUUCUAUGCUGACAACUGAAGAACAGUCACUAGUAUUCAGGAAACCCAGACCAGGUGUUCGUAAAAUUGUUCUUUCAACAAACAUUGCUGAAACCUCCAUUACAAUCGAUGACUGUGUAUAUGUUAUAGACACUGGAAAGAUGAAAGAGAAAGGGUUUGAUUCCAAUAGUAAUAUGGAAAGCUUAGAAAUGGUAUGGGUUUCUCAAGCCAACUCAUUGCAGAGAAAAGGGCGUGCUGGUCGUGUCAUGCCUGGAGUUUGUUUACACUUAUACACAAAGCAUAGGUACGAAUAUGUGUUGUCACCUCAGCCUGUACCUGAAAUUUGCCGAGUACCUCUCGAGCAACUUAUUCUGAGAGUGAAGAUUCUUCCCUGUCUCGCUGAUAAGGACCUAAAUCAAGUGAUAGGUGGACUCCUUGAACCACCAGAUAUGAGAAAUGUUGAAGGGGCAUUAAAAAGGCUUAAAGACGUCGGCGCAUUAGACGAAUCUUUUGUCCUUACACCUCUUGGAAAUCACCUCGCAGCCUUGCCUGUUGAUGCUAGAAUUGGCAAACUAAUUCUGUUGGGGGCAAUGUUUUGUGCCUUAGACUCCACCCUUACAAUGGCCGCAUUUCUUUCUCACAAAUCACCUUUUGUUGUACCCUUAAGCAGACGAGAGGAGGCAAAUAACAGAAAGAAGGAGUUUAAUACUUCUAAUUCCGAUCAGCUUACCACUCUCAAAGCUUAUAAGGGCUGGAUGAGAGCCUGUGAAAAAGGUAGAAAUGCUGGUUAUAACUAUGCGAAUGAAAACUGUCUCUCAGUAAAAGUUUUAGUUAGCCUUAUAGAAAUAAAAAUUCAGCUUCUGGAGUUCUUAAUAGAUAUUGGAUUUGUCCCAGGGGACAUAAAAAUAAGACAUAGGAAGAAUGAUAUUCAAGAUAAGAUAUACGAAAUGACUGGUCCAGCUCUAAAUGCAAAUGGAGAGAAUCAAAAACUAUUAGCUGCUCUUCUUUGUGCAGCCCUAUAUCCUAAUAUUGUAAAAGUACACACUCCGAGUAAAAUGUACCAGGCCCAUAUAUCUGGAAACAUACCUAUGGAUUUUAGUCCGGAUGACAUAAGAUUUAAAACAAAAACAGAUGGUUACGUUCAUUUACACCCGACUUCUGUGAAUCAUGGAGUUACGUUCUAUCCUAGUCCUUACUUAGUUUACCAGGAGAAGAUCAAAACUUCGAAAGUGUUCAUUAGAGAGUGUACUAUGGUGCCAGUAUUAGCUUUAGUCUUAUUUUCGGCAGGGUCUCUUAAAGUUGAGCUAAACUGUGGCCAAUUUGUCGUUUCGAUUGAUGAAGGCUGGAUAAUGUUUACAGUUGAAUCCAAUGAGAUUGCAGAACUGCUUGAGUCGAUAAAGAAAGAAUUACUUCAGUUACUCGAUCAGAAAAUCAAAGAACCACGGAUGAAUUUGCAAACUCACCCAAAAGGAAAGAAAAUUAUUUCAACCAUUAUUCACCUAGUCACUAAUGGUUAAUUUAUAGGCGAGGUGUUAGAUUUUUAUGUUCUGCACAAAGGAUGGAUAGUUUUUGAUCAGAAGUAUGAUAAUUCUGAUGAGCAUAAUUGUUUCAUUAUUAAGUGUGUAAAUAUUUUUUAUAUAUAUAUAUACAUAUGAAUCUUAUAGUUGAAUUAUUUAUGUGUCUUUCCACGUGUAUCUUGUAAAUAGUUUAAUUUUGUUUUUUGUUUGUGAUAAAGUUUAGUUCCAUUAAGAGACUAUUAUAAAAAAGUAUUUGUUAAAAAAUAAAAAUAAAUGAUUAAUUUUGUUGUAGUAA
This is a messenger RNA of Nezara viridula (southern green stink bug), 4179 nucleotides long. The record is from the annotation of a GenBank genome assembly. Lineage: Eukaryota; Metazoa; Arthropoda; Insecta; Hemiptera; Pentatomidae.